This is a messenger RNA of Drosophila mojavensis, 9136 nucleotides long. RefSeq lists its product as uncharacterized. Bases 1427 to 6898 code for a protein of 1823 amino acids. Lineage: Eukaryota; Metazoa; Arthropoda; Insecta; Diptera; Drosophilidae. Gene Ontology annotation, cellular component: postsynaptic membrane; postsynaptic density; dendritic spine. The transcript is spliced from 13 exons. Gene Ontology annotation, molecular function: ionotropic glutamate receptor binding; synaptic receptor adaptor activity. The record is from RefSeq and is a predicted model, not a curated record.
GCAGCGUUUAGUCUGCAUACGACUUCGAUUUAGAAUGGUUGGUGUCAGCGCGUCGCGGCGAUGUGAGCGGCUAAAUAUCGAGUGCGAGUGAAACAGCAAUAGAGAAAGAAGUGAUUUCGUGUAGGUGUGCAAAGGAGAAACAAAUCGAAAACGGAAUAACGGUGCAUACGCAUGGGAAUCAAAGAGAAAAAACCGCCGAGUGCAACUGUAGCGGAUUUUUUUGCAAUACAAAUUAAAUUUCAAUUAAGUUUAAUCAAUUUCUGAAUUGUUGUCAACUGCAGGCUGGAGCGCAACAGCACCAUCAGGCAAAGCCAACAAAUACAAAGUGAAGUGCAAAAACAAAACCGGUUCGCCUCUGCAGCAGCAUCAGCAGUAGCACAACAACAACAGCAUCAAAAACUCAAAAGCAAAGGCAAAAGCAAAGUAAAGGAAGGCAAAACCAAAGGCAGCGAAAGAAUUUUUGUUGCUUUCUGCGUAUUUGUUUGUGUUAGUGAGUGUGCGUGUGUGUCCGUUUCUGUGUGCCUGUAUUUGUGCAAAGAAAAGGCAGCAGGAAAAGGCAGUUGGAAUUUGUUGUUGCCGCUACCGCAGCCGCUGCCGGCUUCGCUGCUGUUACUUUGAUUAUUUUUUUUGGCCCAGGUGAAGAAUUUGUAUAGCCAAUGCAAACCUGUUCAAUAACAGCAACAACUAAAACAACGCAUGCAACAAAAACUACAACAGCAAAACAAAACAGCGAAAAAAAGUGGCACAAGUGAAAAUUCCUGUGUUGCGACUGUAUGUGUUUGUGUGUGUUAUUUUUUGACAGUCUUGGCCAAAAGUGAAAAUCAAUUUGCUGAGUGUGCGCGGGCUACAAACACAGAGAGAAGGAGAGAGAGAGCGAGUGAGAGAGCGCACAAAGUUUCGUCCUUUUAGGCCAAAAAUACCAAAACCCUACUAUGCGAGAACGAGAACGAAAACUUGACGAAAAAUCUACCGAAUGCCGAUAAAAACAAUAACAACAACGACGAAAGAAGAGCAACGCAAAGCAAAAAGUAAACAAGCUGUGCAAUACAACAACAACUACAACAACUACAACAACAUCAGCUGCACAGACAACAACUAAGUAAAAGCAUGAUGUACAUUCCAAUUGUUAAGCUGUCAAGUGAAUGGAAGAGCCAUAAGGAAAUGUCCACGCAAAACGAUUUUCAGCUAAUGGCCACGGGCAGCUCAAUCAAAUAAAUGUUCAAUUGAUAACAUUUUCGAGAUAUCAACGAAAAAAACGAACUGCAAAUAGAAUUAAUCUGACAAAACUUGAAAACGAAAAUCUAAACAACUUGCCUAGAGCCACAGGUAACUUUUUUUUUUUUCACUGUGACGCUGUACGCGAAAAGCCGUCAAAAUUACGACGUAUCACCCACCCACGCCCAAAGUCAAACAGAACCCGGCCAACAUGGACAGCACGUCCGGGCCGGGUGCGUUUGACGAUGAGCCGCCGCCGGAGCCACGGGAUGGCUGGCUACUGGUGCGCAUCCAUGUGCCGGAGCUGAAUGUCUACAAGUGUCUGCAGUUCCCAUCGGAGCGACUCGUCUGGGAUGUCAAGCAGCAGGUGUUGGCCUCUUUACCAAAGGAGCUGAAGGAGAGCUUCAACUAUGGCCUCUUUGCACCACCCUCGAAUGGGAAAGCGGGCAAGUUUCUGGACGAGGAGCGGCGCUUGGGCGACUAUCCAUUCAAUGGACCCGUCGGUUACCUUGAGCUCAAGUACAAGCGUCGCGUGUAUAAAAUGCUCACACUGGACGAGCGCCAGCUGAAGGCGCUGCACACGCGUGCCAACCUGCGUCGCUUCUUGGACUGCAUCAAUGGGGGCCAUGUGGAGAAGAUAGCCAAGAUGUGUGCCAAGGGCCUGGAUCCAAAUUUUCACUGCUCGGAAAGCGGCGAGACGCCGCUCUCGGUGGCCACCGGUGCCAAGAAGCCCAACAAGCUGCUCAUUGCUCUGGUCAAUGGCGGUGCUCUGCUGGACUACCGCACCAAGGAUGGCACCACAGCGCUCCAUCGAGCUGUCGAACACGAUUCGCUCGAGGCGGUCAGCACGCUCCUGGAGCUUGGCGCCUCGCCCAAUUAUCGUGACGGGCGUGGCAUAACGCCCCUUUACAUUUCAAUAACACGCAAAUGCGACGCAAAGAUUACGGAGAGCCUGCUGCAUGACCACGCCACGUUGGGCAUACAGGACAGCCAGGGCUGGAACGAGGUGCACCAGGCCUGUCGGCACGGCCUAGUGCAGCACUUGGAGCACUUGUUGUUCUACGGUGCUGACAUGGAUGGACGCAAUGCGUCCGGUAACAGCCCGUUGCAUGUUUGCGCUGUUAACAACCAAGAGGCUUGUGCUAGAAUGCUUCUCUUUCGCGGCGCACAACGCGGUGCCCAGAACUUUGCCAACCAAACUCCCUAUCAGGUUGCGGUCAUCGCUGGCAACUUGGAACUAGCUGAGAUCAUUGAGAACUACAAAUCGGAGGAUAUAGUACCCUUCCGGGGACCGCCACGCUACAAUCCGAAACGCCGUUCGGGCAUCGGUUGGCUGAGCGCCAAUGGGGCCGCUGGCGCUGCGCUGCUGGCAGCGGCUGCCGGUGGGCUCGGUGGUGCAGGCGCUGUGCCGGGGCCGGGUGGCCAGCAGCCGGUGUGUGUGAAUGGCGGCAAUGGGGCGAUGGGCACGCUUACGCGACGUGAGCUGCAGCAGCUGCAGCCGCCACACCACCAUCUGACCCAUCCGAACCACCAACAGCCCCACAGCCAUCAGCACGUGCAGCAGCACUUGCACCACCAGCACCAGCACCAGCAGCCGCAUCUGCAGCUGCACGGCCCGCCCUCGCCCUGUCCAUCGGAGCACAUGCUGGGCGCCUACAGCUCGGCCAGCUCGAGUCUAUCCGAGGGCUCGUCGGGACAUCGCUCGCACGAAGACGACAUCAGCAUUGUGACAGAUAAGUCACUGGGAGACACCAGCGACAUCAUCAGCGACUCGUCGGGCGUGGGCACCAACUCGGACUCGGCCGCUUGCUCCAUUGGACAUCCCAGCACCACGGUGGUGUGCAUGGAGCCCUAUGCGGGCAACACGGUGGGUCACAUACGCCUCCAGCCGGGCGACGUGAUCGAGGUGGUGGGCAGCACCGAUUGCGGCCUCCUCGAGGGGUAUGUGCGCGGCACCAAUCAGUCGGGCUUCUUCCCCGCCGAUUGCGUCCAGGAGGUGAAUCUGCGCCAGAAGCACAUCACCAACGUGAUGACCGCCAGCACGGGCAUGGCCCCCCAGCAACACCAACACCAACAGCAGCAGCAGCAACAUCAGGUGCUGCAGGCACAACAGGUCCAGCCAGGCUCCUACCAGGGCUCCCCACAGCUCAGCCUGGGCGGCCACUCCGGCAGCUCCAGUACGCUGCUCCAGCAGCCGCAUCAGUCGCCCUCGCUCUCCAUGACCAGCAACGGCUCCUGCCAGCAGCAGCAGCAGGGGCAGCAGCAGCCCGAGGACAUGGUCAACAAUUCGAUUGGACAGUACAGCAGCGCCACAGCGCCACGCAUCAAGAAGAGCGCCUACAACGCGCCUCGCUCAGUUGUGUUGCACCGGGCUAAGCGUGGCUUCGGCUUCAUUUUGCGCGGCGCUAAGGCCAGUUCUCAGCUGAUGCAACUGCGUCCGUCAGAGCGCUUCCCGGCGCUCCAGUACUUGGACGACGUGGAUCCGGGCGGUGUGGCCGACAUGGCGGGACUGCGGCCCGGGGACUUUCUGCUCACCAUCAACGGGGAGGAUGUGAGCGCCGCUUCGCAUGAGCAGGUCGUCGAGAUGAUACGCUCCGCCGGCGCCCUGGUCAACAUGACCGUCGUCUCGCCCCAGUUUCCGCUUCAGAUGCAGGCCAGCGCCCAGUACUUGCCCAGCGGGGCCCGCGCCGGCAGCCAGCAUCUGUCCAGUGGACCCAGCACGCCGCAGAGCGCACAUCGCCAAUGCGCUACGCUGCCUCGCAAGAUGUCCAUGGGUCCGGGCAGCCAUGCCGGCGGCGGCGGCUCGACCGGCGGAGGCAGUGUUCGCAUGGCGCCGAUGCCACCGCGCCGCGAUCCAAAGACUACGCUGAGCGUGGGUCGGGCCAGGGCCAAGUCGAUGGUGGCGGGCCUGGAGAACGGAGGCGAGAAGGAGCAGGAGGAGCAGGUGCCGCAUGCCAAGUCCAAUUCGGUUGAGUCGAUCGCCACGCCCACGCCCACACAUCCGGGCACGCCGGUGCAGCUGCGCACGGCCAGCAUCAAGGCGCGGCCCACAUCGAGUCGCAUCACCGCCGCCGAGCUGGAGGAGCUCUUCCAGCGACAGCAGGGCGAGGGCGGGGCCAGCAAUGCCAAUCGCUACGCCACCAUGAUGACCAGUUCGCGCUUCCAGUCGGGCACGGACAGUGGUGCUGCCACGCCUCCCGGCGCAAACGGGUCGCCAAUGCGCACUGGCCCACAAGUCUACGGCAGCGUGGCCGAGAUGAAGCGCCAGAAGACGGCGCGAACCAAGCACGGCAGCGGCACACUGCGUGGCAAGCCCGUGGCCACGCCCACUGUGGGCGGAGCGGUCGCUGGCAGUGGUCGGGAUCUGAAGCGCUUUCACUCAACGCCCGAUCUGCACGGACCGCAGCUGCACGGCUCGGCCUCGUCCAUCUGGCAGGCCGCAGGCAAAGGACAUCACUCGCAGGACGACGUGGCCACGUUGCACGCCUCACUGCAGCGCCUCAACACGACGGGCGACAAGGAGAGCAAAGGUGGGGCGGGUGCAGCUGGUGCCGUGCUACCGCCACCCAACCACCCACCACCGCCUCCUCCAGUGGGCCAGGUGGUGAAGGUGGAGACGCGUAGCAGUGUCUCGGAGUACGAGAGCACAAUAUCGCUGCAGCAGAAGCUGAAGAAGCGUGCGGAGAACGACGCAGUCACCUCGGCGGCCAUCGACGGUGUCCAGAGCAGCUUCAAUCCAUCGGCCAAUGCCAAGAUCUACGCCUCGCCGCAGGAGCUGCGCAACGUGAUGGCCUGGAAGCUGCGGCAGGCGCAGGAGAAAACCCAGCAGGAACCACAGUCACAGCAGCAACAGCAGCAGCAACAACAGCAGCAACAUGUCAGUCAGUAUGCAGCACCAACACAGCUGCGUCCACAGGCUCCUGCUCCAGUGGGCUCCCACUAUGCAGCGCCACAGGUGCAGCAGCAGCCGACAGCAGCAGCGGCUGCACCACAAUCGCCACCUGCACCACCACCGCCGCCAGCAGCAACGCAACAACAGCAGCAGCAGCAGCAACAUUCAAAUGGCACUGCAAGUGCGUCAGCAACUGUUGCUGGUCCAGCACCGCCCAUACCCGAGCCGGACUACAGCUGCAGCGAGUCGGACGGCGAGGAUGAGAACUCGAUUCUGGUGGCCCGCAACACGAAGCUCAAUGAGAAAAUUGCGCUGUUCGACGUGCCGGAGACCAGUGGCAACAGCCAGGGCAGUGGCAGCAGCUCUGCCUCUGGCUCAGGUGCCUCCAUUUCGCACUCGCUGUCCGUGGAGGAGAUACAGCGCAUUCGGAGCAAUCUGAAGACCUCCAAGUCCUCGCCCAAUGGCUUUCUCAAGAAGGAAGAGGAGCAGCAGCAGCAGCAGCCCCAGCAGCAACAAUUGCUGCCACAGCCUGCUGCUGGCGAGGAUGAGUGCGACAACAGCAGCUCGGGCGUCAGCAGUGACCAGGAGUUGCUCGCCACGUGCGCUGCCAAGCCCACGGAUACCAUCAAGAAGAAGCCGAGCGUGACUAUUGUGGAGGAGCCGAAGACCAUACCGGAUCCACCAGUCAAACCCAUGGCCAAGACAACCAUCAGUAUUGGAGCAGCGCCAGCAGCAGCGCCAGCAACAACUACACUGACUGUUAAGCAGCUGGUGCAGCAGCAACAUGCGCCGGUUAUACAACAGCAGCAGCAGCAGCUGAGCGGCGCUAAGCCAGCAGCAAUGGUUGCCACCAAGCUGCCAGGCAGCACCACUCAAAUCAAGUCGAAUCAGCCCGUGCUCAGUCCUCAGGUGCUCGGUCGCAUACCCAAUGUUCACCACCAGCAGCAACAGCAGCAGCAGCAGCUGCUGCAGCAACACCAAGCGAAUCCCAACAUAAAGCUGAUUGCCACACAGCAGCAGAUACUGCAGCAACAGCAACAGCAACUGGCGCACCAACAACACUUGCAGCAGAUACUCAAAGCCAAAGCAGCGGCCGCUGGUGGCGCCAGCACCGCCGCCCUGGUGGCCAAGCAGCAGCAGCAGCUACACAAGGGCCACGACUCGGAGCUGGAGCAGCGAUCCGAUCUCGAUGACGACGAUGGCGAAUUGAGUCCCUCGCCGCCGGCCAAGGCAUUCCAGCGGCACAACUCCUUGACGCGCAAGCAGGCGGCGGCCAUUGCCAUGCAGCGGGGCGCCACACGCACCACAGCCGUAUCGUUGGUGCAGCUGCCACCCCCUCUCGAGGCGGACAGCGACGGCGAGCCCACGCAGCAGCAGCAUCUGCUACAGCAACAGCAGCAGCUGGCCACGCACAUUGUGGGCAUGCUGCCCAGCGGCCAGUUGGUGGCAGUGCCCUCUGCGGCUGUUGCUGCUGCCAGCGCUGUAUCGCAGCCGGGCAACAACAAUCUGCAGCUGUGCACCGAGAAUCUGGUGUUGGCGCCGCCUCCUCAAUUUUGUGACUGCAAUGAUGCCAAGCAUGCGCCGCAGUAUCAUCCACAGCAGCAGCAGCAACAGCAACUCCAGCAGCAGCAGCAACAACAGCAACAGCACCAGCAGCAGCAGCAACAGCAGCAACAACAGCAGCAGCAUCAGCGGCUGUCUGGUGGCGCUGGCGCUGGCGCAGUUGGCACCUUGGGGCGUGUGCGCAUUGUAGGCGCCAUGCCCAAGGCCAAUCACCAUAGACUGCACUAGAGCAGCCAUCGAUAACUUAUCGAUCAAUUGAUUGAUCGUUCAACAAUUUGCCAAAAACGUUUAAACGUUAAUUAGAAUUACAAAGCAAAACAGCAACAGUCAUUGCCAUUCACAACGAAUAGCUGCACUCAUACAGACACACAUGCCCACCAUACUCACACCCACACAACACACAUGCACACGCAUGCUUCGAAUCAACUUGUAUGCAAAUGCUAUCGAUGAAUAAUUAAAUUACGAAAAUAUGGAUGUAAAAACAUAAACGAGAACUCAAAACGUAAAAGAAAACGAUAAAAAAGAAAAAACGGAUAUGAUAAUUAGUUAAUUACGCGAAAAGGCACGAGCACGAUUUUUAAUUUCUUUGAUUCUGAAUUUCGGAAUACGAAAACAAAUAUUCUAUUAUUUUAACAAUUAUAUAUUUAUUGCGUGUGAUAUAAAUUUAUGUACGCGGCGUAGGCGCAGCAAAGAAACUCAAACAAAAGAAAGGAAGAAAAGGAUUCAAACUUUGAAUUGAGAAUUUGAAACAUGUUUGCAAUAUUUAAGUAAAACUCUUAAUACACAUAUGUAAAUCGUAAAUAUAUAUAUAAGUUAAUAGCAAUUGAAAACAAACUGAGCCAAACUGAUGGUCAGUUGUCAAUUGGCUCAGUUUCUUUUCGAGCUGCACAAGUGAAAAUUGUCGUAUUCGAUGUGGAAAAUAGCCGAAGCAAAUCUCGAAUAUACAUCCACAACAAAUGCAAUUCACUUUUAGAAUAAGUAUGGAGCGUUUAACUAGGGGCUAGUUCAUUGUUUCAAGUGCAUUUCAGUAUCCAUCCAUUCAGCAACAUGCACAAAACAUUCGAAACUCUCACACACAGUUUUAGAGAAACAUUUUAGACAAACAGAAAUAAUAACAAUAACAAUAAUAAUUAAUAAUAACAAUACUAAUUGAAUUUGAAUUUGCGCAUUUAGCUGAAUUGUCAAGUCGAGUCUAAUUGGAGGAAAGACGAAGAGAGAGACACGAAGUAAACCACUUACCUAAUUAACUACUUAACAAUUAAAGGCAUUUUUAAACAGCAUAUUUAAUACAAUUCUACAAACACGUGAAUUUUUGCUAGUAAAAUUUACAGGUUUUUACUUUUAACACCGUUUUUGUAUAAUUGUUUUUUAGAGAAGAACUUUAACUUGCGCAAGUAUUACAAAGUAAAAUAAAAAGAGCAACAUACAUAAUAAUUAUAAACAAUAAUUAAAUAAAACUGCAAAUUAUAUACCAUUACGAUUCUAAUAUGGAAUAUGGAAUAUGAAAAUUGAAAGAGGUUCUCAAGCAACUCCGGCCCUUGCCGCAAAUAUUGUUAACGAGCCUCGACUUGGAGACAUGCGUACGACCGAGUAACAAUUAUUAUAACUAAGGCUGAUUUUAUUGCAUAAUAGUGCGACAUGUCACAGGCAACAUUUGAAAUUGAUUACUAGCAAUAAUAACAUCUAAAAACUCAACUAAUGCAAACAGCAACCAGCAAUGGCAUUUACAUUAUUUAAACAAAUCCCGUUCGAAGUGUCGCAAACCAUUUAACAUUAAAAUAAUUAAUAUACUAAUUACGAUAUUAGUAAGCUAAACACUUAAACAUUUAGAAUUGGCAGGCCGCACCUUUGCACUAGCGUCUAAGUGUUGAAAAGUUAUUAUACACAACAGUACACACACACACAUACACAUACAUAUAUAUAUGAAUAUAUAUUGGCAAAGCUAGCUUCUAAUUAGAUGUAGCACACUAUUUAGUUCUCGCAAUAGUUGCUAAUUAUUUUUAAAUCGUUCUUAGUUCGAAAUCUCCGCCUAUGCCCUCGUCCAUUCCUAUCCUUCUUCUCCGCGCUUCCCUUACAUUAUACCCUUUUGAUUUUAGCUAAGCUUGUUCUAUGUUUAAGUUAACCAUGUCGAGUGCUCAUGCAAGUCCUACCUAAGUGAAACUAUAUAAACCUAUAACCACACAUUGAGACACACAUAGACAUAAAUACACACACCCACAUAAGUAUAAACAUAAAUACAUACAAAUAUCGAGUACAUGCAAAAUAAGCGUGCAUAAUAUGCGUACUAUUCACAAAUAUAAUGUUAAACAAUUGAAGCACACAUACAAAGCCACACAUACACUUACAUAAGCACACAUUAAAUGCAUGUAUUUACAAUUAUGGAAUAUAUUUAUUAUAAGUCAUAAAAUAUGCAAUUAUGUAUUAUGAACAUGCGUAUACAGAAAUCAAUAAAUAUGAAUGAAAAAC